AUGUCUACGAGCCAGAGCGACCCAAAUGCCGUUGACUGCAGUGUCGAGGCUGAUCGGAGCAAACUCAAGGGCAAGACCGCCAUCAUUACAGGGGGGGCAAAUGGAAUAGGGGCGGUCUAUGCCCGAACUUUAGCCAGCGCAGGGGCCUAUGUCAUGAUCGGUGACCUCGAUGACCGUCGUGCGGCAGAGAUAGCAUCAUCAUACCCAGGACAAAUAUGGACCUCGCAUUGUGACGUGACCAACUGGGAGGACCAGGCAAAGAUGUUCGAAGAGACGCUGGCAAAAUCGCCCAGUGGUCGUGUCGAUAUUGUUGUCGCCAAUGCUGGAAUUAGCGGGCAAGAUCCAGUGUUUGUGGAUGACUCCUCCGCACCGACACCGCAGAAGCCAAAUCUCAAGAUAUUGGACAUCAACCUAAUUGGUGUCUUCUACACCAUUAAGUUGGCUCUCUUUUACUUCCGCAAGCAGUUCAACGCGGCUGUCUCGGCAGGGAAUGAAGGUCCGGACUCGAGCCUUGUUCUGCAGGGCAGUCUUGCCGGCUACGUUGACCAACCCGGUUCACCACAGUACAAUGCUUCCAAAUUCGGGCUUCGGGGCACUAUGAGGUGCUUGAGAAGGACAUCUUUACAACACGGCACCAGGGUUAACUAUAUCGCGCCAUGGUACAUCAAAACCGACAUUAUCAGCGAUGCUGUCGCUGAACGCAUUACCUCGAAAGGAGCCGUCUUCGCCUCGAUCGAUGACGCGGGCGAGGCUCUCGUGAGGAUCGCCUCCGACACAAGUGUGCAAGGUCGAUCAUUGGCGAUUGUCCCUCGCAUCUGGGCGCCCCUCGGAUACUUGGAUGUGGAUCAUGACGACUAUAAGGAUGGAGAUUUCCUUAAAGGAUGGCAAGAAAUAGUCCUGAGAACCAGCCACCGCCUGACAGGGCCAUCUGUCAUCAACUGA
This is a messenger RNA of Fonsecaea pedrosoi CBS 271.37, 942 nucleotides long. RefSeq lists its product as uncharacterized. The transcript is spliced from 7 exons. The record is from RefSeq and is a predicted model, not a curated record. Bases 1 to 942 code for a protein of 313 amino acids. Lineage: Eukaryota; Fungi; Ascomycota; Eurotiomycetes; Chaetothyriales; Herpotrichiellaceae.